Messenger RNA from Pararge aegeria (speckled wood butterfly), 6097 nucleotides. It is a transcript of the gene Nipped-B, whose product is annotated as nipped-B-like protein. NCBI's taxonomy places the organism in Eukaryota, Metazoa, Arthropoda, Insecta, Lepidoptera, Nymphalidae. Gene Ontology annotation, biological process: regulation of gene expression; establishment of protein localization to chromatin; establishment of mitotic sister chromatid cohesion. The record is from RefSeq and is a predicted model, not a curated record. Bases 134 to 6097 code for a protein of 1987 amino acids. Gene Ontology annotation, molecular function: chromatin binding. Gene Ontology annotation, cellular component: Scc2-Scc4 cohesin loading complex. The transcript is spliced from 27 exons.
GGCAACACUGUGUUACAUUUCCUUGAUUAUCUAAAUGUUAGGAUUGUUUGAUUUGUCCUGGAUAUAAAUAGUUAUCAUAAUGUUUCAGACAGCAUUAGUAAACCUGGAAAAAUAAAUUGAAAUUGUAGUCAAGAUGAAUGAUAGGGAUAUUCCAAGUGUCCCUAUUACAACAUUAGCAGGAGUAGCCAGUUUGACUGACUUAUUACCAGUGCUUCCAUUACCAACACCUCUGCCAUCAACGCUGAAUAAUAAGUCACAACUAUUUCAUCCUCGUGUUGCUGAAGAAGCAGCUAUACUGCUAGCAACUCGCGACGAUAACUUGGUUUCCUUGUUAUUACAAUCGCUUAUGCAGACAUCAGUGCAACAUAUAGAUUUAAAGGAUGAAAGUAUACCUAAUGCAGUCAGUCCUGCCCCUGAACAAACUACACCUGAACUAUUGAAAGCAAUAUUACAUGUAAAUCCCAAUGUAUUUGACCAACAGCAAAGAAACCACUGGGGUAACCAUUUACACACCUCUAAAUUCAACGGACUGUCACCAUCUUCUACAUAUAGUUACACAUCACAUAACACAGCCCAUUCAAGUCCUUCAACACAUGGGCACAUUGCAGGGCAUCAUCAUGAGUCCGCUUCCAUUCCCAACCAGGAGCUUUUAGCUACCCCAUGCCAAUCCUCACCUCAUGUUAAUAUGGGCUCACCACCCUCACAAGCCAGACCAGGUAGCCAAUUAAAUAUUACUGCCCAAAAUAAUGUUUCUCCACCCUGGAAUAAUUCCAAUCAGUCCAAUGUAUAUACAAGCUCCUUGACAAAUCAAAAUCCUCAGAACGGUGGAUUUUAUAACAGUUUAGUUCAAGAUAAUAGAAACUUUGGAACUAGUUUAAUGGAAGAAAAAGAUCCACUAUCCAUGGACUGUGACAUGUCACCAACGAGUAUGACUGAUGAACAAAAACAACAUAUGCAGUUGCAAGACAAAUCUUAUGAGCAAGAUGGCAACGUGGUAACAGGUCAAUCGCCAGCUCAAGCUAGUGUAGCUCCUUCUCCUCUGCGUCAAGAGCCGCAAGUGCCACAACCAUCUAUGGGUGCGCCGUAUGCACCCCCACCUGUUACACAAAGCACUAAUCAGGAAAAACAAGACCCUAAAAGUACAACAGUUAUGAAUAACCGAUAUCCAGUUGUUAAAUUAGGGCGCCUAUCCGAGGGUAUAUUGAAAAAACAUGAGCUACCAAAUGAGGAGAUGCCAAGGAAAAACAGCACAGCUGACUCUGAUUCAGAUGACAAUUUGCCACUGAAAUCCAAAUCAAUUAAUUCCAUGCAAACUGUAGACAAAGAGAAAGAGGCAAUAGACAUAGCAAGAGAAAAGAACUGGGAAGCAGUGAAAAGAAAACAUGAAGAAGCUAGUAAAAAAGAGGAAGCUGAAGCUACUAUUGUUCGUCCCAAAUUACGAAAAGUUGAAAAAAGAUUGGUUCCCGUUUUGGAAGUAUUAUCAGUUGAUGAAUUAAUGGAGACAAAUACAUAUCAGCGGUUUAACAAACUUAUCGAGUCUGUUUUUGAAACCAUUGAUGAUGACAUAAUUAUAACAGAUGAAAUGGAAGGUCCAGAUAUCCCCGAAGAUGUGUUGCUACCACGCUAUCAACUACAGGAGCUAUGCUCAGAAGCGGCAAAGUUAAAAAACCUUGGUGCUAUGGAAGCCAUUCCAGCAGAUAAAUUAGUACGAUUGCUCAAUAUAUUGGAGAAAAAUAUAAGGGCAGCCGAGAAAAUGUCUUUAGUGGGAGACCCUGAGGACAGCGAAGAGAUGCGACAAAUUUGGAUAGAGUCUUCAUUGGAAAGAGUUAUGUGUGCAUCAGAUGCGUGCCUAACUGCUUUGUAUAUAAUGACCUCACCUAGUAUGCCUAAACGCAUAUUUCUAGAAGAUGUAAUAGAUAGAAUCAUUAUGUUUAUAAAGUUUCAACUCAACAAUACUAUAUACUGUGUAUAUGACCCGGUGUACAGUAUACAGAGCACUUCAAAAAAGAAAGUGGACGGUCGCAAGAGGCGUGGCGGCGGUGCAGGCAACGCGAGCAAGCGCCACGGUGGCGCAACGCGCGCGGUUCGCGAGCUGUACACGCAUGCGCACGAGUGCGUCACGCUGCUCGCCGAGCUGUUCGCCGCGCAUCACCUUACCGACACCACAGUGCUUCACGCCUCCACCGUGGGCGUCUCGCCAUUCUUCGUGGAGAACAUCAGCGAGCUACAGCUGUCCGCUUUGAAGCUUGUCACAACAAUUUUUACAAAAUAUGAUCAACAUCGGCGGCUAUUAUUGGAAGAUAUUUUAGCGUCAAUAGCACGAAUACCUAGUUCUAAACAUAACUUACGAUCAUUUCAACUGAGUUCGGAUCAACACAUUCAAAUGUUGACGGCGCUCGUCCUCCAACUCGUCCAGUCCGUUGUGACGUUACCAGAGACUCUUUGUAAGUCGCAAGACAAAGAUAAAGGAAAGGACCAAACGGAAUCCGAGAGCAAAAAACAUGUGGAUAAAGAUCUAUUAAUUAUAUCCAAGUACGAAGCAGCGAUUAGUGUUGGCGGAACAUUUCUGACUUCAUUCCUGAAUAAGUGCCGAAGUCGAUCUGAAGAAGUCGAUUUCAGGCCCCUGUUCGAGAAUUUUGUUCACGACCUAUUGACCACAGUCAACAAACCGGAAUGGCCAGCCACAGAGUUGCUGUUGAGUUUACUUGGGACUAUGCUGGUGAAAUACAUGUCGGACAAGUCAAUGGAGAUGUCUGUGCGCGUGGCAUCGCUGGAAUAUUUGGGGCUGGUGGCGUCGCGCCUGCGCAGGGACAGUGUCAGCUCGCGCGCCAAGCUCUCCUCCAUGGACGCUGUGGUGCGAGACAUACGCGCCGAGGAGGAAAAGGACGGCAGCCAGCCGCAGUACCUCACGUCGGGCUUGGAUGAGGACGAAGAAAGGACGGAAUUUCUCCAAAGGGUUUUGCUUGACUACUUGGCUAUCAAUGGACAAAAGGACCAAGCGUGGAAUUGCGCGAGGCAUUUCUACAUCACGCAGUGGUAUAGGGAUAUGGUAGUGCAGCCGAAGAGUUCGUCGCCUACAAAAAGGCCAAAGAACAAGAACAAGAGGAAAUACAAAGAUGAGAGUAGCGAAGAAGAAUCUGACCCUGACGACGAUAGUGACAGCGGAAUGAAGGAAUCGAAGUCGGACAGAAAACACGCUUCUAGCGCAAUCAUAUCAGCCGAAAAAUUUAAGACUAUAGAGCGGCGAAAACAUUUUUUCCUCGAAAAAAUUAGACCAUUCCGAUACCAAGGUGGAACGCAAGUACAAGUGAUGCAAUCCUACAUAGAUUACAGCGGAGCAGAGUUAAUUUCGCAAUACUUAGCGUCAAAAAGGUCGUUCUCGCAGAGUUUCGACAGGUAUCUAAGAAAAAUCUUAGUUAUAUUGUGUGAAAAUACGAUAGCUAUACGGACAAAGGCUAUGAAAUGCUUGACGAUGAUUGUCGAGGCUGACCCGGCGGUGCUGGCGCGGCCAGACAUGCAGAUCGGCGUCAACCGCUCCUUCCUCGACCAGUCCACAGCCGUUCGGGAAGCGGCCGUGGAUCUCGUCGGCAAAUUCGUACUCAGCAGGCCGGAUCUUAUUGAUAAGUAUUACGGAAUGCUCUCGAAUAGAAUAUUGGACACUGGUGUAUCAGUGCGGAAACGAGUGAUAAAAAUUUUAAAAGACAUUUGUAUAGAGUGCCCCGAGUUUCCAAAAAUACCAGAAAUUUGUGUAAAAAUGAUAAGAAGAGUGAAUGAUGAGGAAGGUAUUAGGAAGUUAGUGAUGGAAGUGUUUCAAAAUAUGUGGUUUAGUCCAUGUUCAAAUUCUUCGAGACACGGUGUCUUGGAUAUUACAGCGGCGACGGCCGAUCCGCUCACAAGGAAAGUCCUUAAUAUUACCGACGUUGUUGUAUCAUCGAGGGACAUGGGCCUCGAAUGGUUUCAGCAACUUUUAAUGAGUUUAUUUAAACCAAAAGAAGAUAAGGACGAUUCUACAAAAAUAAUUUACCAACCCCCUAAAUCUCUAUUGGUAGCUUGCCAACAAAUCGUUGACUGCCUUAUUGAACAUUUACUUCAGUUGGAAGAAACCAAUACAGAUGGAACAGGAUCCUCACAACGUAUAUUAGCGUGUCUCGCCACAUUACAUUUAUUUGCAAAAAUUAGGCCUCAGUUACUAGUUAAUCACGCGUUAACGCUGCAGCCAUACCUCAGUUUAAAAUGUCAGAAUCAAUAUGAACAACAAAUAAUGUCGACGGUGGCAUCAACGCUGGAACUGGUGGUGCCGUUGAUGGAGCACCCUAGCGAGGUGUUUCUGGCACAGCUGGAGGAGGACGCGGUCAAGCUCAUCUUGCAACGCGGCCAGCUUGUCAUCGCAGCCUGCAUCGCCUGUCUCGCUGCCAUCGUCAACAAACUCACGCACAACUACAAACUCAUUAGGGAUGUUUUCAAUAAAUACCACGGAGUGCUUCUACAAUGGAAAAACAGUUGGCAGCGAAAUCCGGAUAAAACGCGAGCUCUGCACACAAGGCCUCAUUUUCGGAGAUCGCUUUUCAUUGUAGGCCUUUUGUUAAGAUAUUUUGAUUUCACCGAUAGUAAAGUUAUAGAAGGAUUAGCGAGCGAUAUAAAAGAGCAAGUGUACAGUACGUUAAUGUUUUUUGUGGGAUUGGAAGAUGAAGACUUUGUGUCCAACACGCUCAAAUCUCUGGGGUCCGUGUGCGUGAGGCAUUACGAGUUCAUGUUACGGCCUGAGCUCAAAGAGUUUUACCACCAACUCCUCACGUCGGAACUCGCACCCAUAGAAAUGAAGGCUGAUGUGCUUAGAAAUAUAGAAAUGUACUUACAAGAAGAGGAACAAAGAAUGAUUAGGCAAGAUAGUGAAUGGUCAAAGCGAUCAAAGCAUGAAAACUUAAAGGAGAUGGGCGAUGUGUCUUCAGGAAUGGCAUCAACUGUUAUUCAGUUAUACCUAAAAGAGAUCCUGGGCUCCUUCCUUCACCCUAGCACGACAGUGCGCUCUAGCGCAAUGAAAGUAGUGCAGCUUGUGUUAGCCCAAGGUCUCGUUCAUCCUGUACAGAUCGUCCCCUAUUUAAUAAGUAUGAGCACCGACACAGAAGUGACGGUUUCGCAUACGGCUGACAAACACCUUCAAGAAAUCGAUAAGAAAUAUCCAGGGUUCAUUCAUAUGAAAGCGCAACUUGGAAUUAAGUUGUCAUACCAGUUGCAGAAAAUUUUACAAAGUAGUAAAAAGGGACUUAUUAGAGGGUUUAGGAAAAAAGACCAAGAUGAUUUACCUACUGCACUGAACGGUUUUUUAUAUUCGCUGCUGCGUAAUACGCGGCCGCAACGGCGGGCUUUAGUGUUAUCGUUACUAAAACAAUUUGAUGAUGUGUCUACGGCUCCGCUGGAUCAAAUGUUGUACCUGGCUGAUAACUUAAGCUACUUUCCAUAUCAAGUUCAAGAUGAAACCCUUUUUAUAAUACAUCAUAUUGAUAUUAUUAUUUCUACGUCGGGAUCAAAUUUACUACAGCUUUUUCGUGAGGGUCUGAUAAAGACGGGGAAUGAGGAGAAGGAGACUUUAGACGAGGAGGAAGACGAAGAGGAGGCGGACGCGUUGGAAGCUCGCCUGCCGCCACAGACGCGCCCACUGCGUGACGCCAUGCGCCAGGCGCGCGGCUGCCUACUGUUGCUAGUUCUCAAACAGCAUCUUAAGCAGCUCUACGGCUUCACUGACGCAAAAAUAAAUCAGUAUUCACCAUCGGAGAGCGUAAAGGUGUACGAAAAGGCCGUGUCGCGGCGGCACGCGCCCAUUUUCGAGCCUAAAGCUACCAUCGCGCAACUUCACGACACCAACGAUGACCACGAGCUCGACGAGCGCGGACGUCGGCGCCUCGUCGACGAUUACCUCGAGUUUAAACAAUUGAUGUUAAAAUUCGACCCGGAAGAGGAGGAGGACGAGGAGACUCCAGGAGCCGGCGCGAGUGCGAACGCUGGUACGGGUGCGGCGGGCGUGGCGGGCGCGGCUGCGGCCACGGGUGCGGGCGGCGAGGCGGGCGCGGGCGGCGCGGCGGGUGCGGGCGCCACCUAG